Messenger RNA from Varanus komodoensis (Komodo dragon), 1464 nucleotides. It is a transcript of the gene MGAT4C, whose product is annotated as MGAT4 family member C. The transcript has 4 exons. The record is from RefSeq and is a predicted model, not a curated record. The coding region runs from base 1 to 1464 and encodes 487 amino acids. NCBI's taxonomy places the organism in Eukaryota, Metazoa, Chordata, Lepidosauria, Squamata, Varanidae. Gene Ontology annotation, biological process: protein N-linked glycosylation. Gene Ontology annotation, molecular function: acetylglucosaminyltransferase activity.
AUGGAGGAGGUAUCGUAUGCCUUUCUUCAUUUGAGGCUCACACUGAAGCAUUGGGACAAAAUGAGGUGCUUACGAAAGAGAUCUGCAGUAUCCUUUCUAGGAGUCCUGGUCAUUUGCUUGUUGUUCAUGAAUGUAUACAUUGAAGAUAGCUAUGUCUUGGAUGGAGACAAACAGUUAAUCAGAGAUACAGCAACACAUCAAUUAAACUCAGAGCGAUAUGUUCGCACUUUUAAAGAUCUGUCCAAUUUCUCAGGAUCAAUAAACGUUUCCUAUCGCUAUCUGGCAGGCACACCUUUGCUAAGAAAAAGAUAUCUUACCAUUGGACUGUCCUCAGUCAAACGAAAAAAAGGAAAUUAUUUGCUGGAGACAAUCAAGUCCAUAUUUGAGCAAUCAAGUUAUGAAGAGCUGAAAGAAAUCGCUGUAGUGGUGCACCUGGCAGAGUUUGAUCCAACUUGGUGUGUUGGAAUGGUUCAAGAUAUUUCUCAGAAAUUUGCCCAUCAUGUGAUUGCUGGAAGGUUGAUGGUGAUCCAUACUCCUGAAGAGUACUAUCCAGUACUGGAUGGCCUUAAGAGAAAUUAUAAUGACCCCGAAGACCGGGUGAAAUUCCGUUCCAAGCAAAAUGUAGAUUAUGCUUUCCUGCUCAACUUCUGUGCAAACCUUUCUGAUUAUUACGUUAUGUUAGAAGAUGAUGUUCGGUGUGCAAAAAACUUCUUGACUGUUGUUAAGAAAGUCAUAACUUCACGAGAGGGAACCUACUGGGUGACGUUAGAAUUUUCCAAGCUAGGCUAUAUUGGGAAGUUAUACCACUCCCAUGACCUCCCUCGACUGGCCCAUUUUUUGCUGAUGUUCUACCAGGAAAUGCCUUGUGAUUGGCUGCUGAUACAUUUCCGUGGGCUCUUGGCUCAAAAGGAUGUGAUACGUUUCAAACCAUCUCUCUUCCAACAUAUGGGAUAUUAUUCAUCUUACAAAGGAGCUGAGAAUAAAUUGAAGGAUGAUGAUUUUGAAGAGGAUUCGUUUGAUCUUCCUGAUAACCCUCCUGCCACCCUCCACACCAAUAUGAAUGUAUUUGAAAAUUAUGAGGCAAGCAAGGCAUAUAGUAGUGUAGAUGAAUACUUCUGGGGCAAAGCUCCAUCCACUGGAGAUUUCUAUGUCAUCAUCUUUGAAAAACCUGUUAAAAUCAACAGGAUUAAAGUUGUCACUGGAACAGAAGACCGACAAAAUGACAUCUUGCAUCAUGGAGCUCUGGAAGUUGGGGGUAAAAUUGUUGGGGGCAAAAAAGGGAGACAAUGUACUACUUUCUUGCGAAUAGGGGAGUUUAAAAAUGGAAACUUGGAAAUUACAGAAGUGGAGCACAAAGUUCUUUUUGAUAUUAACUGUAUAAGAAUACUUGUUACCAAAAGCCAAAAGGAGUGGCUGAUCAUUAGGAGCAUUAGCAUAUGGACUUCACAGCCACCAAAUCAGUAA